AUGAAGCUAAAGCAGCGAGUCGUGCUGUUAGCAAUUCUCCUUGUCAUCUUUAUCUUCACCAAAGUUUUCCUGAUUGACAACUUAGAUACAUCAGCUGCCAACCGGGAGGACCAGAGGGCCUUUCACCGAAUGAUGGCGGGCUUGCGGGUGGAGCUGGUGCCCAAGCUGGACCACACCUUGCAGUCUCCCUGGGAGAUUGCAGCCCAGUGGGUGGUUCCCCGGGAAGUGUACCCUGAAGAGACACCAGAGCUGGGAGCAAUCUUGCAUGCCAUGGCCACCAAGAAAAUCAUUAAAGCUGAUGUGGGCUAUAAAGGGACGCAACUGAAAGCCUUACUGAUACUUGAAGGAGGACAGAAAGUUGUCUUCAAACCUAAGCGGUAUAACCGGGACUAUGUGGUAGAAGGGGAGCCAUAUGCUGGUUAUGAUAGACACAAUGCAGAGGUAGCAGCCUUUCAUUUGGACAGGAUUCUAGGUUUCCGCCGAGCUCCCUUGGUGGUUGGCAGAUUUGUUAAUCUGCGGACAGAGAUCAAGCCUGUUGCCACGGAGCAGCUCUUGAGCACCUUCCUAACCGUAGGAAAUAAUACUUGUUUCUAUGGGAAGUGUUAUUACUGCCGAGAAACAGAGCCAGCCUGUGCUGACGGAGACACGAUGGAGGGGUCUGUCACACUUUGGCUUCCAGAUGUGUGGCCUCUACAGAAACACCGACACCCAUGGGGCAGGACUUACCGAGAGGGCAAACUGGCCAGGUGGGAGUAUGAUGAGAGCUACUGCGAUGCUGUGAAGAAAACGUCUCCUUAUGACUCCGGCCCGCGCCUCCUGGACAUCAUUGAUACAGCCGUCUUUGAUUACCUGAUUGGCAAUGCUGACCGCCAUCACUAUGAGAGUUUCCAAGACGAUGAAGGCGCUAGCAUGCUCAUCCUUCUCGAUAAUGCCAAAAGCUUUGGGAACCCCUCACUGGAUGAGAGAAGCAUUCUCGCCCCGCUCUAUCAGUGUUGCAUCAUUCGCGUUUCCACCUGGAACAGACUGAACUCCUUGAAGAACGGUGUGCUGAAGUCUGCCUUAGAGUCCGCCAUGGCCCACGACCCCAUCUCCCCAGUGCUCGCUGACCCUCACCUGGACGCCGCGGCCCAGCGGCUCCUGAGUGUCCUGGCCACCGUCAAGCAGUGCACUGACCAGUUUGGGACGGACUCUGUGUUGGUGGAAGACAGGAUGCCUCUCUCGCACUUGUGA
Molecule: messenger RNA, 1230 nt
Organism: Rangifer tarandus platyrhynchus (Svalbard reindeer)
Lineage: Eukaryota; Metazoa; Chordata; Mammalia; Artiodactyla; Cervidae
Source: the annotation of a GenBank genome assembly